Messenger RNA from Sinocyclocheilus grahami, 710 nucleotides. Its product is annotated as H/ACA ribonucleoprotein complex subunit 1-like. The record is from RefSeq and is a predicted model, not a curated record. The coding region runs from base 266 to 559 and encodes 97 amino acids. NCBI's taxonomy places the organism in Eukaryota, Metazoa, Chordata, Actinopteri, Cypriniformes, Cyprinidae. The transcript has 2 exons.
AUGUUGGAAUGCAGCAUGUCACACCAAAUAACUUUUCAAAAGUAAGUCUUAUUUUGUGCGAUCAUGUUUUUUAAAGAACACCCCACCACUUAUCAGAGUUAUUUUCAAUAUUAGACAAUGAUCAGUGGGUGUUCUUUUAAAAUUAUCUGUAAUUUACAAGCAGAUACUGCUUCAGAAUAUCAAAGGGAUUUUUAGAAGCAAUUUUAGCUGCUUCCUUUGGCUUUUUUGCCUCUUAUCAGUUCCCUAGGAUGUAACUUACAGUAUUAUGACAAUAUAUUUAAUUAGCUUUUCUCUUUCUCUCCUCUUGCAUCAGUUCUUCAUUGACCCUAUAAAGCUGAUGCCCCUCCAGAGAUUCCUCCCGAGGCCUCCAGGUGAGAAGGGGCCACCCCGUGGAGGAAGAGGUGGGAGAGGAGGUGGCUUCCGUGGAGGUCGUGGUGGCAAUGGUGGUGGUCGUGGAGGAUCUGGUGGACGUGGAGGAUUUGGUGGGCAUGGAGGUGGUGGAGGAUUCAGAGGAGGCAGAGGUGGAAGAUGUGGAUUCAGAGCUAAUUUGCUAUGUUGAUCAUCAGAAAAUAAUGAUGAAAGUACUAAAUUCAGUUUAAUGGAAGAAUUUAUCUAAAAAUGUAAAUUCCAUCAUGUAUGCAUUCAUGCCUUUACAAAUCCACAAACUAAAUUUUAUAUAUUGAAUAUACAUUAAUGUUAAAAAGUUGGGG